GCCGCGCCGGACGUACCAGCAUCCGCAGCCGUUGCUCUAUUCGCUUCUUGGCCCUGGCCACGGUCAAACCAUCGCUGCGCGCCUUGCCGAUCACAAACGCUGUACGGUAUUAAACUCUUACCGACCGACCGCCGCGGUGCGCAUCGGAACGCCACGUACGCAUAUAUAACCAUCGUCGCAGCGGUUACCGCCGUUCGUCGCAAAGACGUCGUUCUUUCGCACAAGAUAUUCCCUCGAACCAUGGACAUUGUCGUCGGUACUCUCGCUACGAGAUUUAACGUAUAGAUAAUGGGAACAGGGGACCGAUUGUUGGAUAUCCCGUGCAAAGUCUGUGGGGAUAGGAGUUCUGGAAAACAUUACGGCAUUUACAGUUGCGACGGUUGUUCUGGGUUUUUCAAAAGAAGCAUCCACCGAAACCGGGUGUACACGUGCAAGGCACAAGGCGAACUCAAAGGCAGGUGCCCCAUUGACAAAACCCACAGAAACCAGUGUCGGGCUUGCCGGCUCAACAAGUGUUUUCAGUCGGCGAUGAACAAGGACGCGGUGCAGCACGAACGAGGACCUCGCAAACCAAAGCUGCACCAUCAUCACCAUCACCAUCACCAUCACUCGUUGAAAGACACGUCACAGUCAGUUAACCACCAACGGCAGCCGAGUCAGAUACAGUUGAACGCCGAACACAUGAUUCAAAAGUCUUCGUCGGCGUAUCCGAAACCAUCGAUGGAAACGUCUUUACCGCCCGUGCCGCCACCGCCUUCGCAGCAACAGCAGCAACAGCAACCUCCGCCGCCGCCACCGCUUCCACCGACAACUCUUUUGCCACCUACGCCACCACAAGGGCCCGUGUUCUUGGGACAGCAACAGCCGCCACCGCCGCCCGGGCUCUUACAGAUACUCAUGUCGGCCGAAAAAUGUCAGGAAUUAAUUUGGAGUGCAAAAAUGUCAGAAGCUUCAUCACCUGUAGGUAUACCGCAACCAAGCAGUCCUCAAGGUUCGCUAACAUUGUCGUUAUCACCAACUUGGGAAGUCUUACAGGAAACAACAGCUCGAUUAUUGUUCAUGGCGGUCAGAUGGGUCCGAUGCCUGGCUCCGUUUCAGACCCUCUCCAAACACGAUCAGCUACUACUGUUACAAGAGUCGUGGAAAGAACUGUUUCUAUUGCAUUUGGCUCAGUGGUCGAUACCCUGGGACUUGUCACCACUUCUGAACUCGGAAAAGGCUCGUGAGAGACUACCAGCGGACGACAUUAAGGUCAACAAUGAAAUGAAAAUUAUACAAGAAAUAUUAGCCCGUUUCAGGCAACUGUCACCGGACGGUAGCGAGUGCGGUUGCAUGAAAGCGGUUAUUCUUUUCACACCAGAAACACCGGGUCUCAUUGAUGCGCAACCGGUGGAAAUGUUGCAAGACCAGGCGCAGUGCAUAUUAGGCGAUUACGUGCGGGGCCGGUACUCAAGGCAGCCCACCCGGUUCGGACGGCUGUUGCUUAUGCUGCCCAACUUGCGGGCCGUUCGGCAAGCGACCAUUGAAAGACUGUUUUUCAAAGAGACUAUCGGUGACAUACCCAUACAGCGGCUGCUCGGUGACAUGUAUCACAUGGAAAAGUCGUACGCAUGACUUAAAGCUAUUUCUAGAAAUUCGAUCAGUACAUGACUGUCAAUUACUUCAAAAUGACUCGUGAGCACUGGACGCCUGGGCUGUAAAUAUUGGUUUGGAUUUUAAUGUCUCCAAAUGUUGCUCAAAAGCUUUUUAUAGAAGUCGGACUCACUUGGAUUUUAAAUAUUCACUUCGUGGAACCUAUCUUGUUAUUGAAUCGAAUACUGUGAAAGACCUCGGAGUUUUCUAUGAUAGUAACUUAAAUUUUCAUAACCAUAUAGAUGCGACAUGCUGUAAAGCUUUAAAAGCUC
This is a messenger RNA of Sipha flava (yellow sugarcane aphid), 1904 nucleotides long. It is a transcript of the gene dsf, whose product is annotated as nuclear receptor subfamily 2 group E member 1. Gene Ontology annotation, molecular function: RNA polymerase II cis-regulatory region sequence-specific DNA binding; zinc ion binding; nuclear receptor activity. The coding region runs from base 289 to 1614 and encodes 441 amino acids. The record is from RefSeq and is a predicted model, not a curated record. Lineage: Eukaryota; Metazoa; Arthropoda; Insecta; Hemiptera; Aphididae. The transcript is spliced from 10 exons. Gene Ontology annotation, biological process: anatomical structure development; regulation of transcription by RNA polymerase II; cell differentiation.